GCGCAACUUGAGAAAUAACUACACUGUCCGGAGGAGAGCGCGUGUGACCGUUGAUCGUUAACUUCACGAGCCACACCGGGUUUCUCUUCAGCGCAUUCAUGAGAGCGUAAAGGUGCCAAAAAAGAAACCAAAAACACGGACUCUCUGUGGAUCUCCUGCCGAAGAAAGAGGAGCCAUGGACUAUGUAAAAAAACACAACACUUAUCUCCUCGUCGUCAUUUUGAUAAUGAGCAGUUCCUGUCACGCCCUUUUUGACAGAUUUCAGGAGGAAGACCUCUCAGAUCAGUUGUUUCCUCAUCACCUGGAAUAUGACAACCAAAUUCCCUCCUGUGAUUUUGAGUCACCGUGUCUCUGGACUUCAUCGAACAGCAGCCAAAGUGACUGGUUAUUGAUGUCGCCACAGCAACCACAGAGUACAAAGGCUGGGAUGAUGCCGGCGACUGACAACUCAGAGGGAAGGCCUGAUGGACACUUCCUUCUUCUAACCCCAUCGCCUGCAGCUGAGGCCUCUGGUACAUGUGAAUACCACUUAACUAGUCCAAUCUUGCCAAAGAGCAGCAGGCACUGCCUGUUUCAGGUGGCCGUGUAUGAGGCCGGCCCCAUGGUGGGGAACCUCACACUCCUGAUCAAGCCAGUUCUCUCAGAUUCAGCCGUUCACGCUGAGAUCCUCCACCACAGGAGACGAGAUGACCGCAGGGCUGAGUGGCAGGUUCUUGGGACUAUAAUUGGCUGGGUGGAUGAACCCUUUCAGGUGACCCUGCUCUACACUUCGUGUGAGAGAGAAGCCACUGUGGGUCUGGAUUCUCUGAAGUUCAUAAACUGUGAAUCAGAACUCCUUUCUGGCGAACUGAAUCCUGCAUGUGAGGAAUCUUUCCACUGUGAACACUCAAGAGAUUGCAUUGACCCGAGCCAAGUGUGUAACUUCCACACGGACUGUCCUUUUGGAGAGGAUGAGGGCUUUAUCUGUGAUGCUCUCCCCUUUGGCUCGUACUGUUCAUUUGACGGGGAUUCAUGUGGUUGGUCUGCAUCCAGCCAACACUUAAGCUGGAGAAGAGUUGCUGGAGAUGAGCUUCUGGAGAGAAAAGACAUGCAGGGUGUAGCUCUGCAGCACACACAAGGGCACUUCUUGUUCCUGCCAGUAAGAGAGAGUAAUUCACUUCAGGAAGCAUCCAUUCAGAGCUCUGCGUUCUCUCAUCCAGUCUCUUCUGCUGCGUGCCAGAUGCGUUUCUCCCUGUACCUGCAUGGGCAGUUUAAUGGCUCACUGCAAGUGGCUAUAGAAGAGAACAGGACCAUCGCUGCACCACUGGUCUGGGAGAGAAAUGGUCAGGGGACAGAUGACUGGGAACAGGUUGCCCUAAAACUGACUGGCCUUCCUCACGGGUUUCAUGUUAAGGUGACAGCUGUGUGGGGACAAGGCUCCAAUGCAGAUGUUGCUCUAGAUGAUAUUGCAAUUGGAGCAGCCUGCUUCCACUCAGAUCUCAGCUCUCUGCUGGCCGACUUUGAAGAUUUCUUAAGCCCCCUUCCAGAGCCUUCGGCCUCAGAGGUUUCUCUAAUGACUUGGUGGUUCACUUCAUGUGGCGCCAGUGGACCGCAGGGCCCAACCCAAGCCCAGUGCGACAGCACUUACAGGAACAAAAAUAUCAGUGUUACUGUGGGGAAGGAGGGCCACUUGAAAGGAGUUCAAAUGUGGAAGGUGCCUGCUACUAACAGAUACCUGAUCUCUGCUUAUGGGGCUGCAGGAGGAAAAGGAGCCAAAAACCACAACAAACGCAACCACGGGGUCUUUAUUUCUGCCAUAUUUCCUCUGGAGAAAGGAGAUAUACUUUACAUCUUGGUGGGACACCAGGGAGAGGAUGCAUGCCCAGGGAGAAAUCCUCACACCCAAAAGAUCUGCCUUGGAGAGUCAUCUGUGAUUGAAGACAACCUCAGGCUGCAGGCUGGUGUAGAGUGGGCUGGAGGAGGAGGCGGAGGAGGGGGGGCAACAUACAUCUUUAAGAAGGAAGGCAGCGAGCUGGUUCCCUUACUGAUCGCAGCUGGUGGAGGGGGAAAUGCCUACCUGGAGGACCCAGAGUCCAGCCUGGAAAAUAUACCACUGGAGCAGUAUGAAAACAGCACUGAUGCUCCCAGUACCAGUGGCCAAACUGGUGCAGCAGGUGGAGGUGGUGGCUGGAAAGACAGUCCAAGUUCUCACCCGAUGGCUGGCAAGUCUCUGAUGCAAGGUGCUGAGGGGGGAUCUUCAUGUCCCCUGGCCCUGUCUAAGCUCAGCUGGUCGACCUUUGGGGGAUUUGGAGGAGGAGGUGGUGCAUGCACAUCUGGAGGAGGUGGUGGAGGCUACAGAGGAGGUGAUGCUGCAUUGACGGAUGACAUUACAGCUGAUGGCCAGAAUGGGAUUUCAUUCAUCCAUCCAAUGGGAGAGAUUUUUCUGCACCCUCUGGCAGCCAUGGAGAGUCACGGUGAGUGUGAGAUCAAGGUGCAGGUAAACUGCAGCCACUGUCAGACGCAGAGCUGCAAGCGAGAACCAGAUACCCACCUUGUCCUCUGCCUCUGUGAUGACGAUGAAGUCCUGGCCAGCGACAACGUUACAUGUAUUGGUGCUCUAACAGCUCCUCAAGGCCCGGCUCCGCAGGCCCCGAUGUCGACAUCGCUGAUCCUGGCUGUUGUGGUGUCCACCGUCGCCAGCGGCUUUGCGCUGGUCUGCGCCGGCGUCGUCCUCAUGUGGUACCACAGAAAGAACGACCUGCAUGCAGUGAGGGGGCGUCUUCAGAGUCCGGAGUAUAAGCUGAGCAAAAUCCGCUCCUCCACCAUCAUGACGGACUACAACCCAAACUAUUUUUUCACUGGCAAGGCUGCCUCGUUCAGUGAGCUGAAGGAAGUGCCACGCAAGAACAUCACCCUUCUCAGGGCUCUUGGUCACGGUGCCUUUGGUGAAGUCUAUGAAGGACAGGUUCUGGGGAUGAGUGGUGAUGGCAGUGCGAUGCAGGUGGCCAUAAAGACCUUACCAGAAAUCUGCUCCGAACAGGAUGAAAUGGAUUUCCUGAUGGAAGCACUGAUUAUGAGCAAGUUCAGCCAUGAGAACAUUGUGCGCUGCAUUGGCGUCAGUCUGAACAUCCUGCCGCGCUUCAUCCUGCUGGAGUUGAUGACUGGAGGAGACAUGAAGAGCUUUCUGAGAAGAAACAGGCCAAGAGCAGUACGUCUGUACUACACCCUUGGCCAGACCUCGUCACUCACCAUGCGAGAUCUGCUGCGGAUGGCCAGAGAUAUCGCCUGUGGAUGUCGCUAUCUGGAGGAGAACCACUUCAUACACAGAGACAUCGCUGCCAGGAAUUGCCUCCUUACCUGCCCUGGAUCAGACAGAGUGGCUAAGAUUGGAGACUUUGGCAUGGCACGAGAUAUUUACAGAGCCAGCUAUUACAGGAAGGGAGGUCGUGCCAUGCUGCCAGUUAAAUGGAUGCCACCAGAGGCCUUCAUGGAGGGGAUCUUCACCUGCAAGACUGACACAUGGUCAUUUGGAGUUCUGCUCUGGGAGAUCCUCUCACUGGGUUACAUGCCAUAUCCUUGUAAAACCAACCAGGAGGUCCUCGAGUUUGUCACUAGUGGAGGCAGGAUGGAUCCUCCCAAGGGCUGCCCAGGGCCCGUCUAUCGGAUCAUGACCCAGUGUUGGCAGCACUGUCCCGAGCAUCGGCCCAACUUCUCAACUAUCCUGGAGAGAAUCAACUACUGUACUCAGGAUCCAGAUGUGAUCAACACACCCCUACCUGUAGAAUAUGGACCCAACACGGACGAUGAUGGAGGCACAGUAAUCCGUCCUACUGACCCAACAUCUACCAGCCUCACUCCACUUCUAGUGUCACACCCUCCAACCCAGGAUUCUCCCUCCCAGCUUGGUCUCUCCACCAUGGGCCUGGGUCCCACCCCUCUUCCCCCACAGCCUACAAAACCCCGUCUGCUCCUGCAGAGGACCCAACCUGUCCACCAUGAAGUGAGAUCAUGUCGUGAGGUUUUAGAGCCGUCCUGGGCUGAGCCUGUUCCUGCCCCUGGUUUGUCAGCAGGCUCCAACUGGCUCCAUCCUGAGCCUCCUCAUCACCGACCUUGUUCCAGAAACACCUCGCCCUCAGGGAGCCAGAGGCUGAAGAACAAGACUAAGAACCUUUGGAACCCCACAUACGGAUCCUGGGUCUUGGAUAACUUAAGGGGGAAGAAAACGCUCACUCAUACUCAGUCCAUGCCACUCUCAAGCUCCACCUCCAAAACACAGACCCACAACCCAGCUUCAGAAACCCAUGAGGCUGGCAGUGACGGCACCAGCAGCACCUACCUCAGCCCUAAAAGCCUCUGCACUUCCUCAACUCCAUCUUCUUCUUGCCAGGCUCAGGCUGCCUCUAGCAUGUCCUCUCUUAAGACCCCAGCAGGUGGUGGCACAAAAUCCAUGGACCUUGCUAAGCUCCAGAGUUUCCCUUGUGGCAAUGUCAACUAUGCCUACGAUGAGCAAAGCUAUGAGGCAGAAAGCCUGCCUUUGGUUGUGCCCAAAGCCCCAGAAGAUGUAAAAAACACCAGCUCUGCUACCAGUGUCUCCUCAGGGACUAGCCUGGGACUGGCAUUAGGCCUCCACACCCCCUCAUCUUGCAUGCCCAAGCUGCUGCUGCUGAAGCGCCAUGCCAGCUACGGGCAUGAGGAUGUGAGAAGACACACCAAAACUGAGAAACCCACACGUGACAGAGACUCUGGCUUUUCUCUGUCUGAAGACCUCAGUGUUACUCCUAUCUAAAAGAUGGCUUACUGAGACAGGGAUCUUCAUUCUUAUUAAAAUGUCACCUGACUCCCUUUCUCACAAACUUGAGCUCUGGAAUUUUUUGAAUUAAAAGCAUGACCAUGAAGGCUCCUCCCUGGUCAGGUGCCACAGUGUCAAAUUAUUACAGCUCCUGGAAUGCUGGAAAACACGUUUGAACAUUCCCAUUCGUACAAACACUCUGCACUGUAAUACAGAGAGCCAACACUACAUUCAGAGUCCAGUCAGGGGCUUCUGAUACAAUGGUAGCUGAACACCGAUGCUGAAACACUCGGAGACUUGCAGCCCUGCACUUUCUCAGUGUCCACACUGUGAGUGACGGCUGCCAAAAAUAACUCCUGUUGAUGGACUCUUUUUAUACCUGUUAUUUUUGUUUUUGCUGUAUUUU
Molecule: messenger RNA, 5174 nt
Organism: Archocentrus centrarchus (flier cichlid)
Lineage: Eukaryota; Metazoa; Chordata; Actinopteri; Cichliformes; Cichlidae
Gene: ltk
Product: leukocyte receptor tyrosine kinase
Exons: 29
Coding region: 176-4765 (1529 amino acids)
Biological process (GO): protein phosphorylation; regulation of neuron differentiation; regulation of cell population proliferation
Cellular component (GO): signaling receptor complex; plasma membrane
Molecular function (GO): protein binding; ATP binding; transmembrane receptor protein tyrosine kinase activity
Source: RefSeq, a predicted model, not a curated record